Molecule: messenger RNA, 1752 nt
Organism: Sinocyclocheilus grahami
Lineage: Eukaryota; Metazoa; Chordata; Actinopteri; Cypriniformes; Cyprinidae
Product: transmembrane protein 205-like
Exons: 4
Coding region: 218-784 (188 amino acids)
Source: RefSeq, a predicted model, not a curated record
GUGAUCAAGGGGGCGGGACUAACACAGUGUGAUAUCGAGCAACUACAGGAACAACAGAAAUUUUGUGCAGAAGAUAAACACCAGUUUUUUUUCGCAAGUGAUCGUAGAAAGAACUGCAUAAAGAGACUCAUAAACUCGGGUACGUGUUUACUAUAGACCAGCAGAAUUCACUCUGAGAAGGAAAUCGCUUCAGUGUGGCAUUGUUUGCAAGUUAAGUAUGGCUACAGAGGGAGACCCAACUGACUUUGUGAAAGUGCUUCACCUUCUGGUCAUUUCCUUCACCUGGGGAAUGCAGGUGUGGGUGUCUUUCAUAGCAGGUUUUGUGCUGAUUUCCCAGGUAUCCAUGCACACAUUCGGUCUUGUGCAAAGCAAGUUAUUCCCAUUUUAUUUCUACUGUCUGCUGGGUGCUGAUGCAGUCAAUCUGGCCAUAUAUGCUGUGUACCACCCUAGAGAACUGCUGGACUGGCAUGAGGGCAUACAGAUGACUCUGUUCUUUGUGGCCGUGAUCAUGGCCGGUCUGAACGCGCAGUGGUUUUGUCCAUCUGCCACAGAGUGCAUGCUGGUCAUGCAGGAGAUCGAGAAGGAACACGGUCUGGGGAAUCAGGUGGGUAUGAGCUCCAAUAAAGAAGGAUACGCCAAACUCCGUGAACAGGACCCAAAAUACAAGGAGCACAGGACCACCUUCUACCGCUACCAUGGUCUGUCCAACCUCUGCAACCUUAUAGGCUUUUUCUCCACUACCAUCAAUCUCAUUUACCUGGCCCUCCAUUUGAGAACUAUAUGAGUGUGUUGUGCGUUUAUGAGAAAGAGUCCAGUCAGUGUAUGUUCUCUUUUCCUGUCGGAAUGUUUUGUAUAACAAUAAUGCUCCUAGUUUUUAUACAACAAGAGUUUUUAUUGUUCUUUAAGGUUAAAAUAACCAAAUUCAGAACCGUUGAAGUGAGCCAAAAGUGAAAAGUUGAUUUUGUAUUCACACUGUCCAUAAAAGUGGACUCGGAUCUCGAUUUAGUCCGUUUUAUUUGUGACCGGGUUUCAGUCCAUUUCAGCCCAAUUUGUCCAUGACUUUCCUUUGAAAUCUUUCUAUAUAAGGAGUAAUUCUUGUGAAUCGCUCUCAGACAAUGUAUAAAACGCAUAUUUUUAUGUCUGGAGUUUAUGUAAACAUAUUUCCAGCCAUAUUAAAUGAUAUUAUUAUGGAUGUUAACAGUAUUUCUCCCUACUUUAAAAUGCUUCAAAGUGGGUAAUUGCAUUGAAUCUUUUGUUUAUAAUAAACAGACUGUCUGUUUAAAUAUGCAUUAGUGAUAAUAUAGCUGUUUGAUUGUUUAAACAAUGUGUUCUAAUUUGUUGAAGUAUAAUUCUUAUCUGCUUUUGCCUUAAUGCUUCACAAUGUGUACAUAUAUUUUCCCACUAGAGGGCUGUUUGUGGAAAGGCUUAUGGAAAUGAGAGGACCAAUUUUAGAAUGCCCAAUCAUAAAAUGCUGUUUACAUUUCCUAUAGAAUGAAUGACACUAAAAUGGCAAUUAAACUCUAUGGAAAAGCAAUGAAUAGUAACUGAACUUUUGAUCAUCUUUGUAAACAUGAUGUUUGAACAGCAAAGUAAACUUCCUUUUAUUACUGGACAUGGAGGAUGGUGCUGUUGAAGAUUGAGUGACAUACAAAUGCAUAUUCAAGCCUUUGCUAUGAAGAUCUGUUGUCACCUUUUUUCCCUUUUAAUUAUAAGAAUGCAAACGUUAUUUGUGUGUGUUUGUGUCCAUUGCAA